This is a messenger RNA of Fusarium coffeatum, 1086 nucleotides long. RefSeq lists its product as uncharacterized. Gene Ontology annotation, biological process: proteolysis. The record is from RefSeq and is a predicted model, not a curated record. The coding region runs from base 1 to 1086 and encodes 361 amino acids. Gene Ontology annotation, molecular function: metalloendopeptidase activity. The transcript is spliced from 2 exons. Lineage: Eukaryota; Fungi; Ascomycota; Sordariomycetes; Hypocreales; Nectriaceae.
AUGAAAUUGCUUGCUGGUCUUGCUUUUGCCUCUGUGGCUGUUGCUUUCCCUUUUCCCUUCUGGGGUCAACGCGCUCCCACUCCUCUCGAUGUCGAAUUGCAGUUGCAGGGCAACUCGAAGAUCAAGGCUACUAUUACCAAUAAUGGUAGAAGCAACUUGAAGUUGCUCCGGCUUGGAACGUUUCUUGAUGAAACUCCUGUUGAGAAGGCUCAGGUUUACUCUGCUAGUGACUUUAGCGCUACUGCUGAGAGAAAGCCUGUCCCCUUUGAUGGCAUUCGCCUCUCCAUCGACACCUCCAUGCUCGACGACACAUCCUUCCAAAGAAUCCCCUCUGGAGGCUCUACCGAAGUCACCUUUGACAUCGCCGAAUUCCACGACCUUUCCACCGGCGGCAAAUUCAGCAUCUCAACCUCAGGCGCCCUUUCCUUUGCCCUUGAAAACUCAACGGAACUCAUCGGCUCCGUCCCCUACUACUCCAACCAACUCGACGCCGAAGUCGACGGUCCCCAGGCCUUUUCCGUCCGCACAGCCUUCCACAACAAGAACAAGCGAGCCCAAGUCCAAAGCGACUGCUCAGGCGACAGACUCGCCGUCACCCAAGCCGCUCUGAAACAAUGCUUCGACCAAGCUGUCAACGCCCAAAACGCUGCUGCCAGCGGUCCAGCCGAGAAGCUGGACGAGUUCUUCAAACGAUCUGAUCAAGCGACACGCUCAAUCGUGGCAGACGUCUUUUCCAAAAUCGCCGGCGCGUGCGGAACCAUUGAUUCUGGCGAUAUGCGCUACUACUGCAGCGACCAGUACGGCGCGUGCAAGAAUGGUGUUCUCGCGUAUACUGUUCCUAAUGCCAACUACAUGUCAUACUGUGACUUGUACUUUGAUCGUCUGCCUGCCACGACGCAUAGCUGUCAUGGUCAAGAUAAGGGUAACACCAACUUGCAUGAGAUGACGCAUCUGAAUCAGAUUAAGGGUACUUCUGAUUUUGGUGGUUACGGAUACAGCUUUGUCCGCAGCUUGACGGCGGAGCAGAACAUCAAUCACGCUGAUACGUAUGCUUUGUAUGCUCAGGCUGUUUCUAUGAGUUGUUGA